CAAAACUGAGCUGUGUAUAAAAAAUUGUCAGCAUGUUUUGUCUUUGGCCUUAAGCUUAUUUGAUAAGACAAAUUAUAAGUUUACUCGCUCGACAGAAGACACUGGCAGAAAGGGGAGGAGUUUGGAAUUUGGAGGGAAGCGCAGAGAUUGGUUUAAAACUGUCACUGUCUCUGACCAAUAGACGGCGAGCAAGCUCUCUUAAAUAGUAGCUGUUCAACUGUUAUCACUCAGUUUCUACAAUUGACGUGGAAUUGUUAGUAUUCGGUAUCAAAAUGAGCGGAAGAGGUAAAACCGGCGGCAAAGCUAGAGCUAAGGCUAAGUCUCGCUCAUCCAGGGCUGGACUGCAGUUUCCCGUUGGCCGUGUUCACAGGCUGCUCCGUAAGGGAAAUUAUGCUCAGCGUGUUGGUGCCGGUGCUCCAGUCUACUUGGCCGCUGUGCUCGAGUAUCUGACCGCUGAGAUCCUGGAGUUGGCUGGAAACGCCGCUCGGGACAACAAGAAGACCCGUAUCAUCCCCCGUCACCUGCAGCUGGCGGUGCGCAACGACGAGGAGCUGAACAAGCUUCUGGGUGGAGUGACCAUCGCUCAGGGCGGUGUGCUGCCCAACAUCCAGGCCGUUCUGCUGCCCAAGAAGACCGAGAAGGCUGCCAAAGGCAAAUAAAUAAGCUGAAGGUCAAUAACUAAGACCCCUAAAGGCUCUUUUCAGAGCCA
Molecule: messenger RNA, 709 nt
Organism: Danio rerio (zebrafish)
Lineage: Eukaryota; Metazoa; Chordata; Actinopteri; Cypriniformes; Danionidae
Source: RefSeq, a predicted model, not a curated record